Molecule: messenger RNA, 1518 nt
Organism: Sporothrix schenckii 1099-18
Lineage: Eukaryota; Fungi; Ascomycota; Sordariomycetes; Ophiostomatales; Ophiostomataceae
Exons: 2
Coding region: 1-1518 (505 amino acids)
Source: RefSeq, a predicted model, not a curated record
AUGAGCCAAGACCGGCAUGCGCAUCUGCCACGGCGCAUCGCCAACGCGCACCACGCGUCGAGUCCCGUUUCGUUUCUGAAUCCGACGACUCGUUACGUCAAGGUCCCAGCAAAGAAGCCGUCCAAGACGCCGGCCGGCGCCGAUGUCGACAUCCCAGGUGACAACAUUGCCCAGGAGCAGCAAGAACAACAGCAGCAACAACAACAACAACAACAACAACCACCGUCCACGGUGUCCCCGCAAGCCACACAGCAUCAAAGCCAUGUUUAUGGCGCGUACCAGGUCUGGCGCAGCCGUGACAACCGCAAGGGUCGCCAUGCCAUUGUGCUCACCAACGAUUUUUUCCGCCAUCGGCACCUCAGCCUCCAUGGAGGUCAGUCUCCUGAAGGAGGGAAGGGCGAGACGCAGGGCACGAUGGGAUCCGGCGCUGUCCCGCGCAGCACCAACUCAUGGCGCGGCAUCGCCCAUAUCUUGUGGAAGAUGCUCGUUCGCUACCCGGUCUGGGACGUGUCGUACGACGUGGCCAUCAUUUUCACGAUCGGGUCAGUUGUGUGGGUGAUCAACUCGUUCUUCGUGUGGCUGCCGCUGGCGGCCCCCUGGACCGAAUUUGCGGGCGAGGAGACCAUGGGCGGUGGAAUAACGGCCGUGAUCGGCGCAAGCAUCUUUGAAGUGGGUGCUGUGCUGGGCCUCCUCGAGGCCGUCAACGAGAACCGCGCCGACUGCUUUGGGUGGGCGCUCGAGGAGGCCCUGGAGAGCGGCUUCCUGUCGCUGCAGCCGAGCCCGGACGACUGCAAGCACGCGCACGUCGAGCGGACGCGACUCUUUUCCCGGCGGCGCAAUGGACGCCAUCGCGGAAAGGACAAGGACGUUGGUCAGGGUGGCGCGAAAGACGGUAUCCCGGAAAGCAGCGUGGGUGGGAAAACAAUCACAGAUGUCCCCGACAGCGACCUGGACAAUGCCAAUACGAGCUCAGACACCGGCAGCGACGACUCCCGCAUUCACCCCCAGCGGCGUCGGUGGACCUGGUGGCCGUCGUGGACCGAGCUGCGCACCGUGUACGCCCGCGAAAUGGGCUUCUGGGCCUGUCUCAUUCAGCUCUUUGGAGCCACCGUGUUCUGGAUCUCUGGGUUCACGGGUCUGCCGCCGGUUGCCGACCGCCUGUCGACGGCCGGCACCAAUGGCGCCUUCUGGGCGCCGCAAGUCAUUGGCGGCACGGGCUUCAUCGUGUCGAGCUGGCUCUUUAUGCUGGAGACACAGAGAAAGUGGUACCUGCCGGCACCGCAUCUGCUGGGCUGGCACAUUGGCUUGUGGAACAUGAUUGGCGCCAUUGGCUUCACGCUCUGCGGUGCGCUGGGCUUUGGCGCGGCGACGAGCGCGGCUGUGACGUACGCGUCGACUCUGUCGACGUUUAUCGGCUCAUGGGCUUUCUUAAUCGGCAGCAUUAUCCAGUGGUACGAGAGUCUCGACAAGCAUCCGAUCCAGAUUCAGGACUCGUUGCCCAGCCAUGUGCCACCAUAA